Molecule: messenger RNA, 6021 nt
Organism: Pelmatolapia mariae (spotted tilapia)
Lineage: Eukaryota; Metazoa; Chordata; Actinopteri; Cichliformes; Cichlidae
Product: adapter molecule crk-like
Exons: 3
Coding region: 264-1226 (320 amino acids)
Biological process (GO): signal transduction; cell migration
Molecular function (GO): receptor tyrosine kinase binding; signaling adaptor activity
Source: RefSeq, a predicted model, not a curated record
UUCAGCUUUGGAGUUUCUUGUUGCACGAUAGUUAUGAUUUUUUUUAGUUAUUUUAAACAACAAAAAGUAGAUCAUUCUGAUUUGUGGUGCAGAAUUCGUUCCGCCGAAAUAAACCCCUUGAUAUUACGCUUAGACGUUACGAAAAUCGUGCCGUUGUGACGUUUUUCCAGCGGGAGUGUUAGUCAACCAAAGUUUUUGUAUGAGUUGCGGAUAGGGAGAGGCGAAGGGGAAAGGCCUCAAGCCUUGGACGGGAUUUCACAGCCAUGGCCGGUAAUUUUGAUGCCGAAGACCGUGCAAGCUGGUAUUGGGGGAGACUGAGCCGCCAGGAGGCGGUUUCUCUUUUACAGGGACAGAGACAUGGUGUUUUCCUCGUGAGGGACUCGAUAACCAUCCCCGGAGACUACGUGCUCUCCGUGUCGGAGAACUCCAGAGUGUCCCAUUAUAUCAUCAACAGUAUCAGCAACAACAGACAAUCUGGAUCAGGAUUGGCUCCUUCUCGGUUUCGGAUUGGGGAUCAGGAGUUUGAUGGGCUGCCGGCUCUGCUGGAAUUCUACAAGAUCCACUACCUGGACACCACAACGCUCAUAGAGCCUGUGAACAGAGGCAGGCAGUCAGGCCUCAUCAGCCCCCCCGCUGUCGGACCUCCCCAGCAGACCGAGGAAGCAGAGUAUGUCCGGGCACUGUUUGACUUCCCUGGCAACGACUAUGAGGACCUCCCCUUCCGCAGAGGGGACAUCUUGCGCGUGCUGGAGAAACCAGAGGAGCAGUGGUGGCACGCCAAGAACCAGGAAGGCCGAGUCGGGAUGAUCCCUGUACCUUAUGUGGAAAGGUACCGACCCUCUUCGCCCACUGCAGCCAGUCUUAGUCCGGUCCCCGCAACAGGGACCGGACAAGGCGGGCAUGUUGGCGGGGUAGCGGGCAGCACAGAUGGAACAGGUUCUCCUCAGGCCACCGCUCUGGGGGAACCGGGCCCGUAUGCUCAGCCUGUGGUCAACACUCAGCUCCCAAACCUACAGAACGGGCCGGUCUAUGCCCGGGCAAUUCAGAAGCGGGUGCCCAACGCUUACGACAAGACGGCGCUGGCUCUGGAGGUGGGGGACACCGUAAAAGUGACCAAGAUCAACGUGAACGGCCAAUGGGAGGGUGAAUGCAAAGGCAAACGAGGCCACUUUCCUUUCACCCACGUUCGGUUGUUGGAACAGUACUAUCCAGACGACGAGAGCUGAGAAGCGCAGGCGCUCCCGUCACCUCCAGCACAUCCCCUCGCGUUCAGUUUCGUCAUGCUGGAAUAGAAGAAGAUUUCUGCAAGCACACAAUAUAUGAAACUCUGAGCUAAACUGGUCAGUGUUUCCUGCCCACCACAACAUAUGAUGUGUUGGCUGAUCUUGUCUAAUGUCUUUUUAAUGAACCCCAGUCAUAUUAAGAGUUUACCCUGUGGUCGGACUGAUAUCGGUUUGCCUGCGUUGUCAAACAUCACUGCUGGCUUGCCCUUCAUCUGCAGACACACUGAAGUACAUGGCAGCAUGUAUUGGUUCACCCAGGAUGACACUGGAAGGUCCGUUAACGGUUUGACGAGAAAGGCGUGUAUUUAACCCUUUUGAGGCGACCAAGAAACAAACAAGUCAAGAACUUGCUAAACUUUUUUGUAUAAUCAUAGUUUAAAAGAUAUAAGAACAAUUGGAUUUUGCUUUAGCGUGCUUACACACCUCAAGUUUUCACUCAGGUUGGAGGAAACAUGGGGUUUUUAUCUUAACCAAAACCUGCAGUCGUACUCGGGUGCAGGUUUUCCAGUUUAAAGUAACUAAUAUUUAAUUUUAAUACAAAUCCAAAAGUUAAACCACUGUUUAAAUACAUGUGAUCAGAUAAACUGUCACAGUGAUGUCCUGAUCAAUCUUUGUAUCCAAUCUCUAUAAUUAUGCAAGAAUGGGGUAGCCAAAGUAGUUGGUAUGAGUGAAACCUGAGGUUUGUUGUGCUUAUGCAACAGUUUUUCCUUAAAACGUAAACUUUUUAAUCGUUUUUAAUCUUAUUUCCACCCGUUGGGCACAGUUGAUAUAAUAUCAGGCCCAGCCAAUAACCUUAACACAUUUCUUUAUUAGACUAGCUAAUGAUGACGUCUGCCUGUAACCACAGCUGUUACUGUCAAGUCCACAUCUUUUUAACACCGAGCCCCCAAAGUCCACUAAUGCGAGGUUUGUCUUUUUGAGCAGUUAUUAAGAUGUUUGCUCUGGAUUAAAAGUUAUCCAGACUAGUGUGUUGUUUGCACAUGAUCAAAACUUGCUUGAGCAGGGACGUAUCUUCACUCUGGUGGACUUUAGCUCUGUGUACUUGUAGUAAAUUUGUGUAAACUGGAAAUGUCAGAGCCAAAAUACAGGUAUCAAAGCCCCCCCUCCCUUCGCUCAGAGGGCGUUGAUGCUACACGAGUGUAUUGAUUCUGAGCAUGUUGAUCAAACACAGCUAAACCUGUUAAUACCUCCUAUUUAACAGAGGUAUUAAAUUGAAAACGUAUUAAAGACGGCACAGGUGACCGAUAUCAGUCAAACCCUGCUUUACAUGCUUCCAUCCCAGUAUUGAAAUCAUCACAUCACACAGCAGAGUCAUCCCCCUCCUCCUCCUCCUCCCCGUUGUAUCCGUGCAUCUCCAGCCACUACCUUUCACUGACACCUGCAGGAGGGAAAUGGAGAUAAAACGGGAGAUAAAACACUGCGGCUCUCACAGAUUUGUGUGUCUGUGAGAGAUUUUUUUGUUUGCUUGUGCUAGACUGUGAACCUCGGAGUGAAACCAACAAAGACUUUACCUGAUGACUGUCCUGUGGAGACAGCGUCACCACUUUACCACACCCUACACUACAAACCAAGUCCUCUUUUUUGUUGUUGUUGUUGUUGUUGUACAAAAAGUGGAAAAUAAUAUUAUAGAAUUAACUCUAUAUACAUGCACACCUUACAUGCUAAAUACUGUAAAGAUUUCCCCUCUUUAUGCUGAUUUUCUCUUACUUUUUAUGGCCAGAGAGUGUACACCUUUUUUAUUUUUCUCUUUUAAGACGCAGAAAUGCGAAAGAACAAAACGAGCACCCUGUCACAGAGGAAGGAACAAUCCCGUGAGGCUGCUUUAUUAAAGGAUGCAAGGAGAAAGGUUGAGGGAUUUUAUUUUUGUCCUCCUGGUGGGCUGAUACGACAGUCAUUCGGAGACGCUUUUAAGAUAAAAUCCACCACUAAAAAAAAGGUAUUACUGCUAAAACGGACAUGUUUUUUCAUGUUGUUUCUCGUGCCAUAAGGGUGCCAUGGAUGGCAUUUGCUGUAACUUUGUCAUGUUGAGCACACAAAGCUUUUAUGAACAUUCGCAGUCCUGCUGGCACCGUGGCAUUAUAAAUAGAAACCUGAAAGUCAUCUGUUACUCAAGGACAUGUUUGUUCUCAGAAACGAGGAGAGGAAUCAGCAACUUGGGAUUAUUAUUAUUAUUUUUUUUUUGUUAAUUUUGUCGUUAGUACAGACUUGACAAUGGUUGUGAAAUGUGGUGAGUGGCAUUGAGACUGAUAAAACAGUGUGUGUGUGUGUGUGUGUGUGUGUGUGUGGGAGGGGGGAAAAGUCUUAAAUUGGGGGUGUGAUUGGUUGCACCCUGUAUUUUUACCAGGUCAGAAACUCAUUUAUCAUCUUUGUCAGGAUGCAUUCAAAGAUUGAAUUGCUGGCAGUGCUUAACUGAAACAGGAACCCCUGCUGCACAUAGAUUUUUUUGUUUUGUUUUGUUUUUCUUGGUCACGAGGGAGGGUCCGCAUCCUCCGCGGACCUGCCUUAUAUUUGUUCUUGGAAAAGAUGAGAAGUUAAAUUGGGAAGUGACUGGCUUGAAGUUGAAGUCUCGAGGACACACCCAGAAUUGCAUGUUAUCUUUCUGGUUCUCCAAAAUAAAGAAGUUCAGACCUGCCCUGGAGCGAAAGCGAUAAAUGAUGCCUACGUGUCCCUCCUGUGGUUAUUAGGGGACGGAGGAUGAGAAGGUGUUCACCUCACACCUCGCAGUAUAGAUCUGGGGUUUUCAAACUCUGUGGGAGGGGAAAAGUUAGCACCCCACAGUUUGAAUUUGUCAGUAAUAUGGAAGACUGGUCCAAAAAUGAAUUUUUAUCUCAAUGGAGAUGGUGCAGUGCAACUAACAGACUCCCUAAAAUACACACAGAAGUGUUUUUCACCUUAUUUCCCACACUUGUGCAGUUUGAGAACCACUUAUGUCGACCCCAGUGUUAGCGACGCCUGCCUUCUCUCAGAUAGUAUGGAACUAAACUCGCCACGUCGCUCUCAGAGCAUCCAAAAACAGACACGUGCAGAUGUUCCAGUGUCAGGGUAGUGUGCUCGGUGCGGAAACAGUCAGUAACUGUUACACUUUCACCUGUGAAUAAACCGCUUCCUACAUAAAUGCAUUCCCCCAGGAGGUAACUGCCCCCUACUGUCCAAACGUGUACAGUAGGGGGGGCAAAAGAAAUGCUUAAAAAAGAAAGAAACACUGACCUUAAAUUUGGAGAAAUGAGGGGACAGAUCAGUUGAGUAAUUGGAGGUAAACAGAGAACAUUUGUCUGCUUUUUUUCUUUUCCCUUUCACUCUUUUUUUUGUGUGUAAAAUACCAGUAACUGUAUGACAGCAGUAACUGUAAGCUAAUCACUUGCAUACCUGUCUUAAAGGUUGUAACUUGUGUCAGAUUUUUUAUAUUUUUUUCUUUAGUUUAGUAGCUAGUAGCCAGAAAGGGUUUGUUAAUUUCACUUUCGUUUUGAAAGCAUUUAGUUAGUUUGGUUUUUAUUGGUUUCACUAGUAGUUUUAGUCAUUAGUCUUUAACUGGCUGUCUUAAUCUUUAAUUUAUUAUUAUACAGGGGUGUGGUUAAUGUUGACAAAUAUGACCAAAUAGAGCAAAAAUGAAAUCAUCUCUGCCUAUGUUAGUUAUUGUUUGCUUUAUUAUUUCACACACACUUUUUUUAAAAUAAGAAACCAAAAAAGAAAAAAAUCUUUCACCACUUCCUUCUGCACAGGUUUGUGUGGUUGGGCAGAAAGAAAAGUAGUGCCCUACAUGAAGCUUCUCACAACAAAGUAGUUGGGGAUUUAUUUGGUUUUAUUUUAUUUUCUGUGUGUGUGUGGUUAACAAAUGAUUAUGAUUCUUGGAAGGAGAUGUCGCUGAUGUGCUUUUCAUACGAAUUUCUGUGCGCUUGGCGCUUCACAGGGCGAGUCCAGUUUAGUUUAUAUUCAAGAGAAGGCAGACGUCUCCAAAACACGAUGCUGAUAAACGGCCAACUGCAAGAAGGUGAAUCAGAACUUUAAAAAUACCUGUAAUAAAUCUAUAAUAAUGAUGCAAUCAGAGGCACGUUUAUUGAUAAAACCUACUGGGGUCCUUAAAGUGCUUUAAAUGAUCGCAGCUGUGUGUUGGUGGGGAGGUUGGACACAAUUUUCAAACACAUUUAAGAGUGCAGAAGCUGUGUUGAGUUUACAUUGUGUGUAAUUUUCCUUCAUAUUUCUUUUGUUGAGAUUCAGAUUUAUGGAAAAUAUUUUUGUACACCUCCAUUAAUGUCAUGUUUUAUAACCGUAUACAGUAUGUACAGCCCCGUUUGUGCUGCAUUAAUAAAUCCAUGCAAUAUUUCCACGUCCCAAAGGAGACAUUUUUGAGUGCUUUGUGUGGAGCGUGACAUAACUGAAACCUGCUGGUGCUGUCUUGGUGAUUUUCGGGUGAUAUGAAAAGCUUCUUUUAAAAACGAAUAUAAAAUCUGGUGUGAAAUGGUGAUUUUUAUUUUUCGAACGGUCGUUUGUGAUUCCUUUUCUGGUUUACUGCUGAUUUUUGGGAUGUUCACCUCACUGUUACUCAGUUCUGCCACAUUAGUUAAAGACCGAUCACCUACAAACAUGCACCUUAUCUAGUGGUGAUACAUUUUUCAGAACAAGCAAAAAUUGUAUUUCUUUUCAGGAGAUUGUACAAUGAGUCAAAAUCUUUUAUUUUGAAGUCAAAAUUAGCUUUUUAUCUUCUGUAGUGUGUAAUCUAUCAGUGUAUCCUAGUCAAUAA